This is a messenger RNA of Xiphophorus maculatus (southern platyfish), 3719 nucleotides long. It is a transcript of the gene cnot4a, whose product is annotated as CCR4-NOT transcription complex subunit 4. Gene Ontology annotation, cellular component: CCR4-NOT complex. Gene Ontology annotation, molecular function: metal ion binding; RNA binding; ubiquitin-protein transferase activity. The transcript has 13 exons. The record is from RefSeq and is a predicted model, not a curated record. The coding region runs from base 287 to 2689 and encodes 800 amino acids. NCBI's taxonomy places the organism in Eukaryota, Metazoa, Chordata, Actinopteri, Cyprinodontiformes, Poeciliidae. Gene Ontology annotation, biological process: protein ubiquitination.
CCUACUAUAAUGCUAGCUAAGAUGGUGGUUUGAGCGUAAUUUGUCUUAACAAUACCAAGAAAAGAAAGGGCAAAACAUCUUUACAGCCUCCCGAUUAGAACAGAACCCCACGAUUACCGCUAUCGUAAGUGACCAUAUUUAGAAAUUUCACCAUUUCAGGUACAUUGGCUUGCAGCCCCCGCCCAGUUUGGUGUGACUCCUUUGGAGUGGAAUCCUAAGCUAAAUACGGACAGGCCCUGUGCUCUGUGACCAGCUCCAGUACUUCUCAACGUCGCCGUGCAAUAGGAUGUCCCACAGCCCUGAAUUGAAGGACGACCCCAUGGAGUGCCCUCUGUGCAUGGAGCCGCUGGAGAUUGAUGACGUCAAUUUCUUCCCCUGCACUUGUGGCUACCAGAUCUGCCGCUUCUGUUGGCACCGCAUCCGCACAGACGAGAACGGCCUCUGCCCCGCCUGCAGAAAGCCGUACCCAGAGGACCCCGCCGUGUACAAGCCUCUGUCACAGGAGGAAAUCCAGAGGAUAAAGAAUGAAAAGAAGCAGAAACAAAACGAGAAAAAGCAGAAGGUGACAGAAAAUCGCAAGCAUCUGGCGAGUGUCAGAGUGGUCCAGAGGAACCUGGUGUUUGUGGUGGGGCUGUCGCAGCGGCUCGCUGAUCCUGAAGUCCUAAAGCGACCAGAGUAUUUUGGGCGAUUUGGGAAAAUCCAUAAAGUGGUCAUCAACAACAGCACAUCGUACGCAGGUUCACAGGGGCCCAGUGCCAGCGCUUAUGUCACUUACAUCCGUUCCGAAGACGCUUUAAGAGCAAUACAGUGUGUGAACAAUGUGGUCGUCGACGGGAGAACACUCAAGGCUUCUUUAGGCACAACAAAAUACUGCAGUUACUUCCUCAAAAGUAUGCAAUGUCCCAAACCUGAUUGUAUGUAUCUACAUGAGUUGGGAGAUGAAGCAGCUAGCUUUACUAAAGAGGAGAUGCAGGCGGGGAAACAUCAAGAGUAUGAGCAGAAACUCCUCCAAGACCUCUACAAAAUAAAUCCUGGUUUUCUACAACCUCCAGCUUGUGGAACAGAAAAGUCAAAGAGUAAACCCAACUCCGCACAGAGAACUAACAGUAGCAACGGUAAAGAAGGCUGGCCGACGCUGUCGGGGCACAACAAACUGGUCAACGGACUUUCAGAAGACCGCAAGUCCCCUCCGCUGUUAGACUAUCUAGACCAGGAAGCUAGUAAUUCAGAUGGGCUAGAAUCAGAGCUGGGUCCAGGCCAGCGUCCCACCUUAUCCCCCUUCUCCUCCAACUGUGACAGUAAUAGUCCCAAUGACAAACCUCCAGAAUCGAUUGGUAUGGUCAAUGGAGAAACUUUACAACAGAUGCCCACAAGCGAUUCCCCUUCCCCUCCUCCGGGUCUAACGAAACCCAUCCUGGUGGUUCCCAUCAGCAUGUCGGACCUCUCGGCCCGUUCGCCCUUUGAGGGUGCUGCGGCAGAGUCCCAGUCACUUUUUUCAGACAACAGUAACUUCAGACACCCAAACCCUCUCCCUGCUGGCCUGCCCCCCUUCCCCAGCUCCUCCCGGGGCAGUUCCGACUGGCCCAUGACACCAGAACCACAGAUACUCUUCACAUCAGACACAAUACCAGUGUCUUCCUCAACAGACUGGCAAGCGGCCUUCGGUUUCGGCUCCUCUAGCAAACAGCAGGACGACGAUCUGGGCUUCGACCCCUUCGACGUCACCCGAAAGGCUCUCGCCGACCUGAUAGAGAAGGAGCUAUCGGUUCAGGAUCAGAGCCCCUCGUCUCCCGGGCCGCUCGCGCAUGGGAGCGGUCACAGUCCGGGCCUGCCGCCGUCCAAUCUCAGCACAUCCCACCACUUCCCCGGUGGCCUGCCGCGCGUCCACCCGCUCCACCACAGAGCCAUCUACAGCUCCUUCAGUUUCCCUGGCGGCCACAACAGCCAGGCCGGUCAGCAGCAGCAGCAGCCCCCCGCCACCAGACACCCCUGGAUGGGCAUCCCCACACGAAAUAACCUCGCACAUUUGAACCACUCAGCCAGUGCUGCCUCACACAGUAACAUCCUGGACCUGAAUCUGCCCCCUCAGCACAACACAGGGCUAGGCGGGAUUCCCAUCUCAGAAAACAGCAGCUCUAUAGACGGCUUAAAUGUGAAAGAGUGGCAGGACGGACUGAGAGCUCUCCUGCCCAACAUCAAUAUCAACUUCGGUGGCCUCCCCAACUCCUCCUCCUCUUCAUCUUCCUCGUCCUCCAACAGUGUUAACCACAUCGGCGGGCCAACGGGGCCGGCAGGCAUUUCGCACAGCCUCAGCUGGGACAGCACGGCCAGUUGGAUGGAUCCUGCUAUCAUCACAGGCAUCCCCGCCUCGGCCAGCAGCAGUUUAGACUGUCUCCAAGACGACAACCCGCCACACUGGCUCAAGUCCCUGCAGGCGCUAACAGAGAUGGACGGUCCUGCCGGCUCCGCGGCGCCCGCCCCCCCACAGCCCCUCCACAGCGGCCUUCUCGACGGCCACCUCCCCCUCCACCACAGAGCCCCCAGCGGCUGGGCUCCCUACCUGCCCCCUCCCACAGCCAACCCCACCGGUCAGUUCCACUCCCCUCCACCAGGCUUCCAGACCGCCUUCAGACCCCCAGGACAGCCCGCCACAGAGCUACUACAGAGUGCCGCCGUGGAUCGCCACUGAAUAGACUGGAGCAGACAUCCUACCCUCCUCCCUUCUUCCCCACCCUCCCACCCCACUUUAUACCCACUUAUCCUGUCCCACUCUCCCUUCUCUCCCAAUGCAAUACACACCAAUCUGCAGAGUAUGAAAAAUUAACAAAAUAACAAACUUGCUUUCUUCUUUUUUCUCUUCCUCCUUCCUUUGUGUCUACUCUGAAGGCCUGUUUGUUUUUUUUUGUUUUUGUUUGUGGCACACAGUUAUCCAGUUCCCUUCGUCUGCCGCCAUCACCUUUAGACCUAGUUCUGGGCGUAACAUGGGAUUCGUUGUGUAGCUUUACCGUCAGCAGAAAGCACAAGAAUCAGUAGAGCAUUAAAGUGCCCAGCGGUGACACACGAGCUAACUCCACAAACUGGCAAAAGAAACAAAUUAACAGAAGUGAGGUCUUCUUAAACAUAUAUAUAUAAAAAAAGAAUAAAUUAACAUGAUUACGCAUGAUAACAUUUGUGUUUUUUGGAAAGUCGAAGUCAUGACUAGUUUUUUUUGAGGAAUGAAGCUGUGAAUCUGCUCUUUGAAGCUUUGCCCCAAAGACGCUCACUCUCCCCCCUUCCCGCCCCGUCUGAGCAGGAGACUGAAACGGUUCAACCUUGCAGCCUCGUUGGGGAUCGGUCGAGGUGAGAGAGAGAUGAAUUAAACGAGAGUGGGUUUUAUAAACUAUUAAGGGCAGGGAGGGAGGGAGAAAAGGAGAGAUCGGGUUGGAGAGCGUUUUCAGAUGCUGCAGGAGUUUAGGGCACAGGCUAUGCAUGGACUCCCUGUUGGGUACGGGCACAAAUGGCCCGCAUCAGAGGCCGCUUGGCUCAUACUCUCUUUAGUAAAGGGGCUCCCAUGGGCCCUCGCGUUCUGCUUGAGGGAGAGUUUUGCUGAACCUCUGUAUCAGAGGAUAGAGCAGUGUCUUACCGCAGGGAGCCAGGGGCUGUGGGAAAUCACGGCACACAUCCUGAGCACUAGGGUUAGACUCUUUACUCACAGUGCCACUGUGUGGUACCUACAAUAG